AUGAGAGCAUCGACGGCAGCUGCCAGUGCACCGGCCAUAGCUGAUGCAUGCGAGAGUGCCAAGUCUAGACGGAUAUGCUCGAUAAUCAUUGUAGAGAAAGGACGAAAGAAAAUAUCGCUGCGUAACGCCGGUAAUUUGGUUGCUCACGUACUGUCUCGACCGACAAGCCUGCUAGAGUUUCUAUCGGGUAGUUGUGCCGAAGCUGACGUGAGAGCAGCGUAUCUUAAUUCCAACCCGGCUUCGAGUAAGGUCCCAAAUGCGGAGCGAAUCCACGCACCUGGACAAAUGGUCGAGCGGGAAAAAACCGAAGCCUUCUUUAAAGUGGUGGCUCCCCUUCAGCACCGAAUCACCGACGACAUUAUCAGGCCGGCUGAGGCGGAAGGUUACCACGAGAAGAAUAAACAAAAGUCGGCGAUCAAAAUGGCGACGCUAAGGUUUCAAGGCGUCUAA
Coccidioides immitis RS is the source of this 450-nucleotide messenger RNA. RefSeq lists its product as uncharacterized. Bases 1 to 450 code for a protein of 149 amino acids. The record is from RefSeq and is a predicted model, not a curated record. NCBI's taxonomy places the organism in Eukaryota, Fungi, Ascomycota, Eurotiomycetes, Onygenales, Onygenaceae. The transcript has 2 exons.